GUUAUGUAGAUCACGGAUGAACGUUCUGAAGGGGAGCGACGAGAGGAGGGUAGGAGAAGCAGAGGCGAGAGAGCGAGGAGCGGCCGAGGCCCUUCCCGCAGAAGCAAGAGGCAGUAGCGGCGGCGGAGGAGUGGGUGGUGGAGGAGCAGGAAGAGGGGGACGCGCAGGCUGGAGGCGGCGGCAGCUGCUGCGGCUGCGAUUCGGUGCUUUGAGCCUGAACCGCGGGUGAACUUGGGCGCCACGUUCCCGGGGACUGGCCCACGAGGAUGGUGAAUGUGAGCUCCUACUGAUCCUACCUCCGCCGCUGCUUCUCUGGAAGCUGCCGAGCGCGAGGGCCCUCUAUCUCCUCCUCUUGCCCGGCUGUGGGUGAACCUGCAGGCUCCUUACCCACCCAGAGGACUUUUUUUUGAAAGGAAACCUGGGAGGGAGGGAGAGGGAGAGAGGGAGAAAACGAAGGGGAGCUCGUCCAUCCAUUGAAGCACAAUUCACUAUGAUCUUACUCACAUUCAGCACUGGAAGACGGUUGGAUUUCGUGCAUCAUUCGGGGGUAUUUUACUUGCAAACCUUGCUUUGGAUUUUAUGUGCUACCGUCUGCGGAACGGAGCAGUAUUUCAAUGUGGAGGUUUGGUUACAGAAGUACGGCUACCUUCCACCCACUGACCCCAGAAUGUCCGUGCUGCGCUCUGCAGAGACCAUGCAGUCUGCUUUAGCUGCCAUGCAGCAGUUCUAUGGCAUUAACAUGACAGGAAAAGUGGACCGGAACACAAUUGACUGGAUGAAGAAGCCUCGAUGUGGUGUACCUGACCAGACAAGAGGUAGCUCCAAAUUUAAUAUUCGUCGAAAGCGAUAUGCAUUAACAGGACAGAAGUGGCAGCACAAACACAUCACUUACAGUAUAAAGAACGUAACUCCAAAAGUUGGAGACCCUGAAACCCGUAAAGCUAUUCGUCGUGCCUUUGAUGUGUGGCAGAAUGUAACUCCUCUGACAUUUGAAGAAGUUCCCUACAGUGAAUUAGAAAAUGGCAAACGCGAUGUGGAUAUAACCAUCAUUUUUGCAUCGGGCUUUCAUGGAGACAGUUCUCCCUUUGAUGGAGAGGGAGGAUUUUUGGCACAUGCUUAUUUCCCUGGACCAGGAAUUGGGGGAGAUACUCAUUUUGACUCAGAUGAGCCAUGGACACUAGGAAAUCCUAAUCAUGACGGAAAUGACUUAUUUCUUGUAGCAGUUCAUGAACUGGGGCAUGCUCUGGGAUUGGAGCAUUCCAAUGACCCUACUGCCAUCAUGGCUCCAUUUUACCAGUACAUGGAAACUGACAACUUCAAACUACCUAAUGAUGAUUUACAGGGCAUCCAGAAGAUAUAUGGUCCACCUGACAAGAUUCCUCCACCAACAAGACCUCUACCAACAGUGCCCCCACACCGCUCUAUUCCUCCGGUUGACCCAAGGAAGAAUGACCGACCCAAACCUCCCCGACCUCCCACUGGCCGACCUUCCUAUCCUGGAGCCAAACCCAACAUCUGCGAUGGGAACUUUAACACUCUAGCUAUUCUUCGCCGUGAGAUGUUUGUUUUCAAGGACCAGUGGUUUUGGCGAGUGAGAAACAACAGGGUGAUGGAUGGCUACCCCAUGCAAAUUACUUACUUCUGGAGAGGCUUGCCUCCUAGUAUCGAUGCUGUUUAUGAAAACAGUGAUGGGAAUUUUGUCUUCUUUAAAGGGAACAAAUAUUGGGUGUUCAAGGACACGACUCUGCAACCUGGUUACCCUCAUGACUUGAUGACUCUUGGAAGCGGAAUUCCCCCCCAUGGUAUUGAUUCAGCCAUUUGGUGGGAGGACGUUGGGAAAACCUAUUUCUUCAAGGGGGACAGGUAUUGGAGAUACAGUGAAGAAAUGAAAACCAUGGAUCCUGGCUAUCCCAAGCCAAUCACAGUCUGGAAAGGUAUCCCUGAAUCUCCUCAAGGAGCCUUUGUGCACAAAGAAAAUGGCUUUACAUAUUUCUACAAAGGAAAGGAGUAUUGGAAAUUCAACAACCAGAUACUCAAGGUAGAACCUGGAUAUCCCAGAUCCAUCCUCAAGGAUUUUAUGGGCUGUGAUGGACCAACAGACAGAGAUAAAGAAGGACACAGCCCACCAGAUGAUGUAGACAUUGUCAUCAAACUGGACAACACAGCCAGCACUGUGAAAGCCAUAGCUAUUGUCAUUCCCUGCAUCUUGGCCUUAUGCCUCCUUGUAUUGGUUUACACUGUGUUCCAGUUCAAGAGGAAAGGAACACCCCGCCACAUACUGUACUGUAAACGCUCUAUGCAAGAGUGGGUGUGAUGUAGGGUUUUUUCCUUUCUUUCUUUCUAGGAGUUUGUGGUAACUUCAGAUUCAAGACAAGAGCUGUUAUGCUGUUUCCUAGCUAGGAGCAGGCUUGUGGCAGCCUGAUUUGGGGCUGACCUUUCAAACCCAGAGGGUUGCUGGUCCUGCACAUAAGUGGAAAUGCACUCGUGGGGAAGCUUCCAUGAUGCACAGUACCUGCCGUUCUUCAGUCCUUUGUCUUUCUUUGUCAUUCAGUUCUAGGCCUUUCCUCUGCACGCUCAACGCCCAGUAAAAUUUCAGGAUUACCUAAAGAAGAGGAAAAAGAAGAAAAGAUUCUUCCUAAAGGUUUCUAAUAUUGUUUCUUUCUGAAGUCUGAGCCCAUUUCUGGGGGAGGGGGGAAACAAAACGGAAAACCCACGAAUUUUUGCUUUACAGCAAGGAAAAGAAAAAGGUUAAACAAAAAACCUAAAAUUGAACUUUCAGGAAAGUGUGAAGACCCAAAACAGCUUUGUCUCCAAAGAAGAUAGCUCUUUGACUGCUAUGGAUAAUCUCCUCCACUUCUUUUUGUCGGGUAGGAGACCGGGAUACACAUGCAGGACUUUAGACUGUUGGGACAGCCAUUUUCCAACAAACAAGGGGCCAAAAUAUCUGCAAUAUAGUAACAGCCUUAAUAAUACAUCCAUUUUUCAUUUUAUACAGCUGUUCUCAGCUAUGUCCUCAAUGUUUCAUCACAUUUAUAUUAACAACUAUAUUCAACUAGGAUCUUUUAAUUGUUUUGAGUGUUUCUAAACCCCUUCCUGCCACCUUAUCCCUACAUCAUUGUGAUAAUCUCCAGAAGUUGUAAUAGGCCAUUGCCCCAGGCCUUCCAUGGGUCUGUCAGGAAUAUUCAUUAUAAUUGGAGCAAGAAUCAGUAUGUCUUUAAAGUGGUUUAAAGUGACAGUUAUUUUAUAAAGAUAUGUGACACUAGUAGUAGAUUGGUAUAACCCUUUGAGAACUAUCAAAUCAGAUUUCAGAGUCUUAGGAUCUGGUAAAUUAUAGGACUGGGCAAUGGUUAAAACAGGCACAGGUUCAAGAAGUUCAGGUUUUUAAAACAGAUAUCCUAUAACCCCAUGUAAUUUUUAAGUGAUUUACAGUACUACACAAGUGCAUUUAUAAUGACUAGAAAUGAUGUUACUUGCCAAAAUUUUCUGGCAAAUAAAAAGGUAUUUUAUUAAAUAUCUUCUAAGAGUGAAAUUUUAUUUCAGCAACUGAUUAUAACAGCCUGUCUUCUUUGUUGUUUUUGCUAGACACAUUUAAUUUCUGUUUUAAAAUCCAUUGCAUGAAAAUUCAGUUUGCUAUGGUACAUGCCUUUAGCAUUGCCAUCUUAAGAAUGAACUAAAAUGAUGACUCUGAGAUUGCAUGAAUAUCCUCCAGUGUAUUAGCUAUUGCAUGUCAACCAUAGUUCUCAAAGGGUUCAUGUGGCUUCUGGCAUUUAGCCAUUCAGUUGAUCACUGACAGAGCCAAGAGACCACCAAAGCAUUUCAUUGUUGAGUGUAAUUUGUCCUAACAGCAGUAUUGUCAUUUUCAUGUGACCUGCAGAGCAGGUUUGUAUCAAUAUUUUUUUCCUAGAGAAAAGUCAGCAACUGACAGACCUCUUUAUUGAUUUUUAGGAGCUGCUUCUUGCAGUGAAAGGCUUUACAGCCACUGAGCUGUGAACUUAUUAGAGAUGGUCAGAAGGAACGCACCCCAUGAGUCAGACAUUGGCUUUGUGUGAAAGCCAGCUUUUGAGGGGAUUAGCUUUUGAAACAAUGAACAGCUUGCCUUGAACUUGAUUAUUAAUCUGUUGACUGUCAUUAACAACUUAAACAUCAUCUUCUGUGAAAAUUUUCCUUGAUGAGUCCUGUUCUAUGUCUUUGCCCUUUGACCUUUAACUUGCAAACUGGCACAAACUGAAGGUAAUCUGGUGUUGCUUCUCCAUUGGAGUGUUAAUUGUUCUCUAAAACCUAGUAAGCAUGAGCUGUUUCCUUAGAGUGGAGAGAGAAUGUUGUUGGUGGAUCCUCAAUUAGACAAUUUUCUCUUUACAUGCACACUUUAAAAAUGCCCUAUAGAAAGAAGUGACUUUUGAUUUUACUUUAAUAUAAUUUCAAGUCUAAAUUCAUCAUUUUAGUACAAAUAUGAAACUAUAGG
Molecule: messenger RNA, 4462 nt
Organism: Phacochoerus africanus (Common warthog)
Lineage: Eukaryota; Metazoa; Chordata; Mammalia; Artiodactyla; Suidae
Gene: MMP16
Product: matrix metallopeptidase 16
Exons: 10
Coding region: 491-2314 (607 amino acids)
Biological process (GO): skeletal system development; collagen catabolic process; proteolysis
Cellular component (GO): extracellular matrix
Molecular function (GO): metalloendopeptidase activity; zinc ion binding
Source: RefSeq, a predicted model, not a curated record